GCACGCAUUCUCUUCACAUGUUGUAUAUUAUUCGUAUCUGAUGCCCUCUCCUAUGUAAAUGUCUUUCUGCAAAAAUUCAAUUCGGGCGUUUUCACGCCAUCGAAUCCCCUCUCAAGGCUCCUCGACGUUCAAAUCGCUUCUUCCUUUCCUGUACCAAACAGCGACAAUCCAGCAAUGGAACCCCGUAACCAGUCUCGUCUCCCACCGAUUUACAUCUUCGCGAUAUAGACACUAUGACGACAUACCAUUCGAAAGCUCUGAGUCCCUUCCCCCCAGCAUCGACGGCUCCGAAGCCGCUCGUCCCCGUAAGACCACAAUCACAAGCACCGAACGCGCCGCCUUCCAGAAACUCUACCGAAAAGUGAAAGUGGAGUCCGAGCCAGACUAUGAUAUCCCCUUCGUAUCGUCGUCAGACCGUGAUCGCAUCUUCGAUGAAUACUCGGAUGAGGAUGACAACGCUGACACCGCCGGCUCCGAUCUUGACUCGGUCUUCGACGCUGUCCUUGCUGGCAUUCCCCCCGGUAGUAGUACUCAACGCUCGAGACCUAGAAAGCCUUUCGAGAACCUAGAGACGCUCGCGAAGAGCAUUUUGAAGCCAGAAGUGGAAGAAGUAAAAGGAAAGAGCAGGGAACAGGCCCUGGAGGAGGCGGCGAGGAUAAAGUCGAUUAGGGAGGAGGAAAAGAAGAGAGUAGUCGAGUUAUUGGAUCGUGUCCAGACGGAUAGAGAGAUCUGGGAGGUGUUACAACGGGAGGUCUUCGACAUGAUAAAAAAGCUGGAUCUGGAUGGAUUGAAUGCUUCGAUAGCACCUAAGAAAAAGCACGUGAAGAAAGCAAAACCUGUCCUGGAAGCUGAACACUCGGGAACCAUCUUCGAGUCUUUGAACCCCAAUCCCACCACCGGAAUUGCGACCCCAUUACAGCCCCCAUCACGCCAGAAUGUCGCAGAAAUCGACCCACGCAUCCUCUUCCCAAACUACCCCACCCUCCUCAUCUACGCUGUCCACCUUCUCCGCAGACAUUUUCCUUCGUCUCCACUUCCCCUCACCAUACUGCCGACCAUAAAAUCCCUCGGUCGCUCCUCCUACGCUCUCGGUGCAACAACUGCCCUCUAUAAUCUCCUCAUACGCACUGCAUGGCUUCAACACUCCUCCUACGACUACAUCGACGAACUCCUAACCGACAUGGACAACGGAGGCAUAGAAUUCGAUCUCGGGACCCUGGAUCUGCUGAACAAGAUACUUUUUGAAUAUAAUGAAGUGCGUGGCGGCAAGUUCGGCCAUUUGAUUCGGGAGGUGUGGAACCUGGAGCAGUUUCACGAGGGAGCCAGGAAAUUAGAUGGGUGGAGGGGAGUGGCGAGGCAGAGGUUGGGCGCUUGGGCCGGAAAGAGAGCGAGGGAGGGGUCUCUGAUUAGGAAGUAUGAGGAGCCUGGGAGUUCGUCGUUGCGGGGGCCUAGGGAUGAGAUUGGGGUCGAGCCCGGGAUUGAGGAAGAGGGGAGGGGAGUGAGUUUUGAGAGGCAGAGUACUCCGAGAUGGAAGCAUGUUGCUCAGAAGUCGCGGUCUAUUUCAGCCAUAAGGCAAGGGAGGGAAGAAGCGAAGAACGCUCCUUAGUGAUUUUAGCAUCCCGCGAAACUCAUGUUAGAUAACGUGUGGUUAAGAAUAUCGGAGUCGAGCGAGCAUCGCACACAUGACACAACAACCAAACAUGGAAAGGAAAUGUACCAAUACCGU
This is a messenger RNA of Lindgomyces ingoldianus, 1726 nucleotides long. RefSeq lists its product as uncharacterized. Gene Ontology annotation, cellular component: mitochondrion. The transcript has a single exon. The record is from RefSeq and is a predicted model, not a curated record. NCBI's taxonomy places the organism in Eukaryota, Fungi, Ascomycota, Dothideomycetes, Pleosporales, Lindgomycetaceae. Bases 59 to 1606 code for a protein of 515 amino acids.